ACAACAGCAGUUUGGGAUUGUUUCUCGAAGGAGUCGUGUGCAGGUACGAGAGACACCAGCAACGCCACUCCAUAAGAAUAACACUGUUGAUUGUUCCAAUCCUUAUGAAGAAUUUGAAAAUGAGUAAGCAAGGCACAGGCAGUCAUUUGUCGGCUGUAUUUUAUGAUGCAGUGAAUGACAGUGAGAAUGUUAUUGGGAAGAAUGACAUUUGUUUUGAAGGAUAUCUUACAAAAUCACCACCGAACAAGCGGAUUGGAAUUCAGACAUCAUGGAAAAAAAGAUACUUUGUGUUGACAGCUAAGGACAAUGAUCAUACUUUGUAUUACUUCAAAAACCAAGAACAGUACAGAAAAUCAUCUCCACAUGGAAAAAUACAUAUUGAAAAAACUAUAGAGUUGUGCAGUAAUUUGGAUGAUCAUCCAAAAUGGGCUACGAUUCAAAAACUGUUUAAAUGCACCUCAGAGUCUGUUGUUCUGCUGAAGAUGGAAGAAAGGGAUUACUUUCUUAUUGGAGAAAAAGAUACUGCACAAUUAUUGCAAGGCAUAAUUGCAAAUCUGCUUCACAUGAAGACAAUUCCAUCAGCUGAGGAACAAUCCCAGGGUAGUUCUGGAAAACAUGCCAAAACUGAGCGGCACCCACGACGAGGAACACUUUUACGAGGCACAUCUGAUCCAAUUUAUAACACAAUUCUAGAGAAUGACCAGGGAAAAACUGAAUGGGUUAAUCCAAAGCCACAUGUUGAAUCUGCUUCAUCGGAAAUGGACAAGUCUAUUUAUGAUAUUCCCAAAAUGGUAGUUAAGACAUUUUCGCAGCCCAUCCGUUCUCCAGUUAAUAUCGCAAAGCCACGCUCCUUAUCACUGCCUCUACAAUUUGAGGAUCCUUCAAAUAUUUAUGAUACACCAAGGAAUGUUCUAGCAGCUAUGCGUCAAUGGAAAAAUGAAAGGCCAGUAUCUGGAGACUCUGGGAUCUACAUGCCCAUGGCUUCGAUUCGAAGUAGUACAAGCACCAACUCCUCUUUUGACUGUUCAGAACUGAUUGACGAAGAAGAAGAAACUAUUUCCAAUUUAACCAACAAUGUUACAGAAGAAACAAAGCUGGAGAAAUUGGAUGUUUUAGUUCACCGGAAUGAUUUCAAAAACAAUAUGUCAAUUCAACAAGUAUAUCAGAAAGUCUGUGUCAUGUCUUCAGAUAAGAAGUGUCCUCUGAAAUUUGGAGAUCAAAUCUUGGCAAUCAACAAACUCCAGAUCAAUGGUGUAGAGGAAGUCAGCAUGUUUGUCGACAAAUUGAUGGAAGACAAGAUGAUAGUUACCAUAUUGCGACUAUCUGAAGCACCACAACUCGAGGAGCAUCAUUGUUGAAAAAUGAAGAAAACUAAUAAGACGGUUGUAAUUUGGAUGAUGUAUAAUCAAAGCACCAAUGGUCAUGGAAUUGUCAACAUUCAAUAUUGAUCAAGUCAACUCAUCCAUCAGCAAUUCAUCUGUAUUUGUUUUUAUUUUCAUUCUUUAUAACCUUAAUACUUCAACUUCACUCAUGAGUGAAGUUGAAGAGAUCUGGAAAUCUUCACAAUUCUCCACGUUGUGUGGUCAAAGGAAAUAGGGAUAUAGUAAAGGUUCAUCUUUUGAGCAAUCUCAAGCAUGCUGGCACUUCCCUUUUCAUCGCCAAACAACUGCUAACAUCAAAUAUGAUAUAGUCUUCAUAACAUUUAUCAACCCUCAGUGAUUUCUACUUAUAACAUGUCCUAUUUGGCCAAGAAGGAAUCCCAGUGCAUUAUGUGAUUUAUUAAAAGGCAGUUAAUUAAUUGAAAGACAAAUUGUGAAGGUUUUGGUGAGCAUUAAGCACAUACGUACAAAUCCAUUGUCGAGUGCUUGGUGUGUAUGGUGUUUUUUAUUGUUUUUUGUGCUAUUUAUUUUCAAAGGACAAAAUAGAAAAUGUAUUAAUAUUAUUGCUGCUGCAAAAAUUUGUCCAUUUGAAAGGCAAUUAACAUCACUAUUGGCAUACACUUUAUACAUAUCUUCCUGAUACCAUUGUUGCAAAAUAAUAAUUCAUUCUGGCCAGUUUAGAUGCAAUUAAUUUUCACCACCUUACUAUUUACAUAAAUAUUAGUUGAUACGUGUAACUUCUUUGGUUUUUAUUCAAAAUUAGUGAAGAAUAGAGUUAGUACUUGAAUAUUGUGUUUGCUGCUUUAUGCUGUAAUUUUCAUGCCACAUUUAAAUUGCUGUAACUUAAAUUAGUUACAAGGCACACAGGUUAAUAUAGGCACUAUUCUGCCUCUCUGACUGCUCAAUAGCUAGAAGGGAUUGUUUGAUACUGACACUGAAUCCAAGCAAAGUCAAAUCUCCAGAACUGAUAUCCACAUUUUGAUCAGCAUCAACGCUCCAUCUGCACUUUCUUGAAGUUUAUAAAUUUAAUAAGUCAUAAAGCUUUUUCGGUUAACUAGUAAAUCAUCAGUUUUAAAAUCUUUACAUUUUUCUUUUUUUAACUGGAGCACAUAAUCCAUCCUGACUCUUUGAUAAAAUAUUAAGGAAGAACCGUAUUGUUGAAGGUGACAUUGUAGAGAUGAGAUGUUAACUCAUCUAUAAUCUCGGGUGCACAUUGAAAGGUGGCAUGACAAUAUUUAAAGUCAAUCAAGGUAGUUUUCUAUAUCCUGACCAAUAUUUCUUUCUUAACCAAAACUACUCAAAUGGACUAUUUGGUCAUUUUAUAAUGUUUAUGAGACUUUUAUUUGCACAAAUUGAGCACUGUGCUUCCCUAGAACUGUGACUGCAUUUAAGGAGAUAAUCAUUGAUAGCAAUCCGUUUAGGAAUAUUCUAAAACAAUGCCACCUUUCAUAUUAAGUAAAAUUCUUUACUUUCUAUUAUUAAAGGAUAAUUGUUCAUUGCCAUCGUACUUCUAAACAUUCUCAAAGCACUAAUUUAAAAGACUGGUAAUGUUAGCCACACUUCAGAAUUCUUCUAAGCAAGAAAUGUUACUUGAAAAUAUGAAAUAUAUAUGACACCACAAGGCUAUUGCAUUAACGAUCAAAUUACAGUUGUUUUCUGCAAGUAACAUUCCAGUAGCUCAGUUGGACUGAGUUGUAACUAUUGUAACUUGUAAACAAGUAUUGUAAAUUGUAUUCAUGAAUUCAUGAUAUCAUAAAAGAUAUGGGUUCAGAGUAAGCAUUAAGGAAAUGCUACCACUGUAUUUUAUAUUAAGUGUCAUUUAUAUUGAGAAAAUAUUAAAAAAUGCAUUUUUA
Molecule: messenger RNA, 3232 nt
Organism: Rhincodon typus (whale shark)
Lineage: Eukaryota; Metazoa; Chordata; Chondrichthyes; Orectolobiformes; Rhincodontidae
Product: pleckstrin homology domain-containing family S member 1
Exons: 15
Coding region: 105-1358 (417 amino acids)
Source: RefSeq, a predicted model, not a curated record